This is a messenger RNA of Ilex paraguariensis (yerba mate), 270 nucleotides long. The record is from the annotation of a GenBank genome assembly. Lineage: Eukaryota; Viridiplantae; Streptophyta; Magnoliopsida; Aquifoliales; Aquifoliaceae.
AUGGAUGCUGCACUCAGAUCCCUUGAGAAGCAUCUUCUGCAGGAAACAAUCGAUGCAAGGAGAAAUAGGGACAAGAUUUUGCCAGUUACAAGAGCUGAUGGAUCCUUUACUACAGAUUUUGAAGAAGUUAAGAAACUGUUAUCAGUCAUUUUCAGAACCUGCUUGAAGCUAGUACCUCAUGUUCUCUUAACUAGGAUGAGGAGCUUGCCAAUAUACCUGGAAACAACUCUCAGAGGAGAAGUCCCUGAAUAUGGCCAAAGAUAUUAUUGA